Messenger RNA from Rhincodon typus (whale shark), 4293 nucleotides. RefSeq names its product collagen alpha-1(VII) chain-like. The record is from RefSeq and is a predicted model, not a curated record. Gene Ontology annotation, molecular function: protein binding. The coding region runs from base 1 to 4293 and encodes 1430 amino acids. The transcript is spliced from 58 exons. NCBI's taxonomy places the organism in Eukaryota, Metazoa, Chordata, Chondrichthyes, Orectolobiformes, Rhincodontidae.
AUGGUGUGGGAAGGUUGCGUUGGGCAGAAGGUCAAACUUACUGAAUUACAGAAGAAAUUCAAUGGGCCUAAUGGCCUAUUCAAGCUCCUACUUUUUAUGUUAAUACGUCUGAAAGCCGUUUCGACCUCGAGAGAGGGUCAGGUAGCCGGCGUCAGUGAUGUUCGAGUGCUCGAAGCCCGUAGUGAUGUCCUGCGAGUGUCUUGGGUCGGGGUUCCCGAAGCCACGUCUUACCGCAUCAGUUGGAAGCGCAGUGAUGGAGGACCUGAGAUCACUAGAGUUGUACCCGGAGAUGUAACGACAUUUGAUAUUGCGGAUUUGCAAGGCGGAGUUAAUUACCUCGUGAAAGUUGUUGCGUUGAUCAGAAAUCGAGAAGGACAGCCUGUCACAAUAACAGCAACCACCCCUGCUGUUGAACGUCCUCUGGGAACAGUUCAGGGUCUCCGCAUCAUCGGUUCAACGACCAAACGGAUUCAGAUCACUUGGAGUAGUGUGCCAGGAAGCUCUGGAUACAGAAUCCAAUGGAGACUGGCAGAAGGUGGCCCGGAGACCACUCGGCUGGUUACAGCAAACACUGACACGUUUGACAUCUUGAACCUGCAGCCAGGGAUGAGCUACGUCAUUCAAAUCUCCUCACUUUUCGGGAACCGUGAAGGGACCCCUACAACCAUUACAGCUGCUACAGCUCAGGCUGCGAGGGUGCAGGAUUUCCGAGUGACCGAUGUCGACCUUGGCAAAAUGACGCUGGGCUGGUCCCGUGUUCCUGGAGCUACCAGCUACAUCCUUUCUUGGAGACUCGCUACCUCACAAAAAGACGAGCAAUCUGUCACUAUACCAGAAACAAUCAGUACCUACCAGAUCACCGACUUGCAACUUGGGAGAGAGUACGUCUUCACAAUCCGGCCAGUGUUUGGAACUGAAUUUGGACCUGAAACGUCCAUUACAGAGAAACCUGUGUGCAACAGAGCACGAGCUGACAUCGUGUUCCUGGUCGAUGGCUCCUGGAGUAUUCAAGAAAACAGCUUUCAGAAAGUGAAACAGUUCCUGUACAAUGUGGUCUCUUAUCUACCCCGCAUUGGAACCGAUGCCACUCAGGUGUCAGUGGUUCAGUACAGCGAUGAGUCCAAAAUUGAAAUUCCACUUGGCCGAUUUGGUACCCAUCGGGAGCUGCUCCAGGCCAUAAGAGAACUUCCGUACCAAGGCGGUGGGACUCAAACAGGGAAGGCGAUCAGUUUUGUCCUGGAUUAUGUAUUCCGCCAGGCAGCUGGGAGACGCCCUGGUGUGCCAGCCCUGCUGGUUCUGGUGACGGAUGGGCGCUCAGAUGACGGAGUUACAGAAGCUGUCAGGAGGGCAAAGGCAGCAGGCAUCCAUCUGUUUGCUGUUGGUAUCGGUGACGCGGAUAUUAACGAACUGCAGAGAAUCGUUACCGGCAGAGACCCCAACAACAUUGUGUAUGCAGAGAACUUCAACUCACUCACUCAGUUUGAAGGGGCUCUGGCCAACGUAAUCUGUGCAGCUGCUAGCAGACCAGUGAUGCCAACACCAGGCCAUUGUGUUACCCAGUGCCCUCAGAGUGAGAAAGGGGAACCAGGAAGAAAUGGUUCUCCUGGACUGCCAGGCCCUCAAGGCCCAGUGGGUCCAAUCGGACCACCAGGGAUCCCAGGGACCAUAAACGGAGGGAGCAGAGGGUCAAAGGGCGAGAAAGGAGAUCCGGGAUACCCAGGAAGAGACGGCCAACCAGGAACGCCAGGCAGACCGGGUCAUCCAGGCUCAACGGGACUGCCAGGGAGCCAAGGUACCCCAGGAUUGAGAGGAGAGAGGGGGGAGUCCGGUAUACCAGGACGAACUGGGCCUCCAGGUCCAAAGGGAGAAAAGGGUGAACCCGGCACACACAUUACAACUGGCGGAGGCUAUCCUGGCAGGAAGGGCGAGCCGGGUAAUCCAGGCGCUCGUGGUCCACCUGGGUUUCCUGGACAAAGAGGUGACAAUGGGUCCCCUGGUCAAGUCGGGCCACAAGGUCCGAUCGGCCCACCAGGACCUCCUGGGAGGUCUAUCAAGGGGGAAAAGGGCGAACCAGGUGAGAGAAGUUCGGUAGAUGGAGCAGGUCAGAAAGGAGAGCCGGGCCACCCAGGAAGUCCUGGUGAGUCUGGUAGUCCAGGACCAAGAGGACCUCCUGGGUCAACAGGACAGAAAGGUGAAAAGGGCAACGCAGGUGAAGGUUUCUCAGGACCACCAGGCCGCCAAGGAGAACCAGGUGACCGGGGUCCCAGAGGAUCUCAGGGUGAACAGGGUGACAAGGGUGACAGAGGCCAGCCAGGGGAGACUGGUUUGCCAGGAUCCAGGGGAGAGCGGGGCCCUCCAGGACCAUUAGGACCUAAGGGAGAUCGAGGACUAAUCGGACCACCUGGUGUGCCAGGAUCAGUCGGGUUGCCAGGUCCUAGUGGUCCCAGAGGUGAAAAGGGAAACGAGGGGAGACAAGGAGAACCAGGGCGGUCUAUCACUGGCCCACCAGGAAGCAAAGGUGACCGGGGCGAGCGUGGACCACCAGGAAUCCCAGGGGAGAAGGGAACAAAAGGUAGUCCAGCAGAGAAAGGCAACAAGGGUGAGACUGGAUAUGGUAUCCCAGGGCAACCAGGACCCAAAGGUGAUCCAGGUGAAAGGGGGAAUAUUGGGCUUUCUGGGAGACCAGGAGAAAAGGGAGAUCGAGGACAAAGUGGAGAGAAAGGGGAGCCUGGCAGAAUGGGACUGCCUGGACCAAGCGGACCCCGUGGGAAAGAGGGUGAAAAGGGGAACAAAGGCGAUGAAGGGACACCGGGAGAGACUGGAUUACCAGGGCGGACUGGCGAGAGAGGACUUCGAGGUGUCCCUGGAAUUGAUGGUGCCCCAGGAGUGAAAGGAAAUGCUGGUGAACCAGGACGGGCUGGAAGAGAUGGGAUCAGGGGUCCUGCAGGAUCAAAGGGAGACCACGGCGAUAGGGGAGAGAAAGGAACUCCAGGACCUCCCGGACCUCCCGGAAAACUGAUCAAUUUGGAAGACAGAAUACCAGGAGUUAAAGGAGAAAAGGGUGAUCCUGGCAAGCCUGGUGAAUCUGGGUUGAGAGGUCCCAGAGGGGAGACUGGCCUCCCCGGCCUAACAGGUGAUCGAGGUUUGGAAGGUCAAAGAGGUCCCCCAGGCCCACAGGGAGAUCAAGGUCCAAGAGGAUUCCCAGGGGAAAAGGGUGACCGAGGACCACCAGGGCUGGAUGGCAGAAGUGGGCAAGAUGGGAAGAGUGGUCCACCUGGGCUAUCUGGAUUGAGGGGCGAGCAAGGGAAACAAGGGGAAUCUGGCAGAGACGGUUUGCCCGGCCUGAGGGGAGAACAGGGACCACCAGGAGCAGCAGGCCCUCCCGGCUUGUCAGGAAGUCCAGGUAAACCGGGGGUUGAUGGAAAGCCGGGACUUCCUGGAAAGAAUGGAGAGAACGGGAUUCCAGGAGAGGAUGGAAAGAAGGGCGAGAAAGGUGAUCCAGGAAACCCUGCAAGGGAUGGUCGAGACGGUGCUAAGGGUGAUCGUGGAGAUGCUGGACUGCCAGGACUCAUUGGUCCACCUGGGCUUCCAGGUGUGAUCGGACCUCCAGGACCACCUGGGCAGGUCUUAUUUUUCAAAGGGCUUGAACCAUCCUCCCCAGUAGCAGGACCGCCGGGACCCUCAGGAACACCGGGAAUACCAGGUAUCCCAGGAGCCUCAGGGCAACGUGGAGAGAAGGGAGACGUUGGUGCCAAAGGCCAGAAGGGUGAAAGUGGUUUGGAUGGGAAGCCAGGAGCACCAGGGACAGCUGCUCAUGUCGAAGACGCUCUAUCAAACUUUGGGCUCAAGAUUUCAAUCCUGCAGGAUAUAGUGAAACACCGCGAUGAUAUCCUACAUCCCAAAGAGAUGGGGAAGAAAGGAGAGAAAGGUCACCCAGGGGAACAAGGCCAACAGGGGUCAAAGGGUAACAUUGGAAUGCCCGGCGAAAGAGGGUUUAAAGGGGACAAAGGAAGCCAAGGCCUCCCAGGGCCCCAGGGACCACCAGGCCUUGCAGUGUCAGAACGAGGUCCUGAAGGGCCUCCAGGUAGACCAGGUGAACCAGGAAAACCAGGUAUCCCGGGACUGCCAGGCCGGGCUGGAGAUAAAGGAGAACCUGCGCAUCCUGGAGAGAGGGGGGAGAAAGGGGCAAAAGGCGACCGGGGUGACCCCGUGAGUAUUGAAGAUCUAUCAAUGUGUUACAGACUGCAUUGCACCUUGAGGUUACUCACUGGUGACUGUACUGACCGUUUGUGA